AUGUCAUUGAGGCAGCCGUACAGAGACGGUGACACAAAUCGACUAAGAGGUGCCAAUGGGUUGAACAUUUACAACACUCGUCAUCGAAGCGAAGAAAAAAGAGAAACACGAACCUUACUCACCAACUGGGGUGAUGAGUCUGAUGACGCGACAGAGGACGCGGUUUAUAUAUUCGAACUGCGAUCACAUUUGGCGCGCCUGCUAUCGGCAUCGUCCUUGACACUCGCCAGCAAGCUCAAGAGAACACCGCCAAAAAUGUCUGCCCAAAUCAGUAAAAAGAGAAAGUUUGUGGCCGAUGGCGUUUUCCGCGCCGAACUCAAUGAAUUCUUCACCCGCGAGCUGGCUGAGGAGGGCUACUCUGGUUGCGAUGUCCGUGUGACACACGCUCGCACUGAGAUCAUCAUCCGUGCUACGCAUACCCAAGAGGUCCUUGGAGAAAAGGGCCGUCGCAUCCGUGAACUCACUUCUCUCGUCCAAAAGCGCUUCAAGUUCCCCGAGAACUCUCUGGAGCUCUACGCAGAGAAGGUUCAAUACCGUGGUCUCUCUGCCAUCGCUCAAUGUGAGAGCUUGAGGUACAAGCUCCUUGGUGGUCUUGCCGUUCGUCGCGCAUGCUACGGUGUCCUUCGUUUCGUCAUGGAGUCCGGUGCUAAGGGUUGCGAGGUUAUCGUUUCUGGCAAACUCCGUGCGGCUCGUGCCAAAUCCAUGAAGUUCACCGACGGCUUUAUGAUCCACUCCGGUCAACCCGCUCGCGACUUCGUCGACUAUGCCGUGCGCCAUGUCCUCCUUCGCCAGGGUGUACUUGGCAUCAAGGUUAAAAUCAUGAAGGGAUGGGAUCCUGAAGGUCAGCUCGGACCUCGCAAGCCUCUGCCUGACUCCGUCCAAAUCCUCGAACCUCCCGUCGACAAAAUCGUAUCGGAGCCAUCAUCGGAGCAACGUGAACCAGCGGCCGUCCCUGUCGCCGCUCCCGCUGAGGAGCCGUACGUUGCGCAGGAGACAUACCAGGCGGAGACAUACGUCGAGCAGCCCGUAUUCUGA
This is a messenger RNA of Cyclocybe aegerita, 1035 nucleotides long. Lineage: Eukaryota; Fungi; Basidiomycota; Agaricomycetes; Agaricales; Hemipholiotaceae. The record is from the annotation of a GenBank genome assembly.